Molecule: messenger RNA, 336 nt
Organism: Caenorhabditis remanei
Lineage: Eukaryota; Metazoa; Nematoda; Chromadorea; Rhabditida; Rhabditidae
Exons: 4
Coding region: 1-336 (111 amino acids)
Biological process (GO): innate immune response
Source: RefSeq, a predicted model, not a curated record
AUGUUGAUCGCGACCCUCAUUUUUUCUACUUUCUUGAUCUACUCGGUAGAAGGACAAUGCAGCGGCACAGAUGAUAGAUAUAUUGGAGAUUUGUUCCAAUGGGAUGACGGAACUACAAUGUCGUGGAGUAACUUUGAUUCGAAUUUUCCGAAAGACAACCUGACUGUCGCUGAGAGUGUAGUGAAUGGAAAAUGGCGUACUUUGAAAGGGGAGCAAGCAUUAUUCUUUGUUUGUAGCUAUGAUCCAAGAAAGGUUACACCUGGAACCCCUGGAUCAACUAUCACAAGGUAUAUACUUGCAAACCGGCCUCGCUCAAAACUGAUUUUUAUGAGCUGA